Astyanax mexicanus (Mexican tetra) is the source of this 2390-nucleotide messenger RNA. RefSeq names its product CD209 antigen-like protein E. The transcript has 5 exons. The coding region runs from base 1 to 816 and encodes 271 amino acids. The record is from RefSeq and is a predicted model, not a curated record. NCBI's taxonomy places the organism in Eukaryota, Metazoa, Chordata, Actinopteri, Characiformes, Acestrorhamphidae.
AUGGAUGAAGAUAUAUAUGCAAACACUGGAAAUGUUUUAGAGCGCAAAUCGACUGCUUUAAACGACAGCAAGGAAGAGAUCUACAUGAAUCAAGACGUCCCAGAGACUCGUACAACCAGGAGCCAUAAGGAAACCAUUACCACAGGAAUGGGUUCUACAGGAAGCAGACGCUACAGACUGGCUGCAGUGCUUCUGGGUCUGCUGUGUGUUCUCCUGCUGACUGUCAUCAUACUACUGUGGUUCAAGUUCACUGUAGAGAUUGACCAGUUACAGACCAGUAACUCCAACCUGACUGCAGAAAGGGACCAGUUACAGGCCAGUAACUUCAAUCUGACUGCAGAGAGAGACCAGUUACAGACCAGUUACACCAACCUGACUUCAGCGAGAGACAAGUCCCAGAAGGUGCUUUCGGAGCUGAUGAGGUUUGGUAGACUGAAGUACUUUAAAUCCAGUAUUUACUACGUCUCCACUGGGAAGAUGAGCUGGAGUGAAAGCAGGACGGACUGUAGAGAGAGAGGAGCAGACCUUCUGAUCAUAAACAGCAGAGAGGAACAGGAGUUCUUCAAGAAAGAAUUAGGCAGUACUGAAGCUUGGAUUGGUCUGACGGAUCGCCAAACAGAGGGGGUCUGGAAAUGGGUGGACGACUCCCCGCUGACCAUUAAGUUCUGGUGGACGGAAGAACCUAAUGAUUAUGAAGGAAAUGAGGACUGUGCUAUAACCAACUUCCAGAAAGCUAAAUCUAAUUUAUCAGUUUGGGCUGAUUACCCCUGUCAACACCCUGUAGUUAGGAUCUGUGAGAGAGCUAAGGCUGAAUAACUGAAUGAGUAAAUAUUACAUUCUUAGCAUUCAUUUGCAUGUAUUAAACAAUCUCAAAUAUUACAAUUUGUUUUCAAACAUUAAGAGCAUUUUCAGAAGUAUCAAUGCAUCUAUAUUCAUGAGUCAUAGGCAUUAGCUUGUGAUUAGUGGCAUGCUGUUGUCAGAAAUACAUUUUUAAAAGGGACAUAUGCAAAAACUCACUUUUUGCGUUUUUUUUUUUGUGUAAAUCAGCUGAAAGAGUUUGGGGUCAGGAAUUUGCUUCUUUGAGUCGUUUGGAUGCUCCCUUAUUGUGAUGUCACAAUAAGGAAACCUGCAUAGAACCAAUCUGGCACUACCUCUCACCCGUCAAACCUCAACAGAGCCCCAUCCACCAGAUCAUUAGAAGAUACGUAAUUUCCGUCUGCUGGUGGAGAACCGCAGACAGUCAACAGCAGGAUUAGCCAGCAGACUUCAUGUGAAGGAGGGAUCUGUACCUACUGUUUGUAGCAAAUCGGCAGAUAAGGGAGAUAAGUAAGCACUUUCAAAUACAAAUGAGUUUUGUGUUUCUGUCACAGUUUUUCAUUUAGCAUACGCCAACAGUAACCUGUGGUAACCACUCAGUGUACACAUGAAGCAUGCCCAGAAAAGCUUGUUUGCAUAAAAGUGUCCUUAAAUGAGCCCUUAAAUAGAUCAUUCUGAAAGGAACUGAAAUUGGGAAAAAUAGAGCUGGUGAGAUUUCUUUAGCAGAGAGAAAGCUACUCAAUAGACCCAAAUAGAGUCUACUAGCCUAGGACGUCCCCAGAAAUUUAAAAAGAUUUACAUUAACAUAGAUAAGUUACUGAAAAUGCUGUAUAAAAUCUGUCAAAAUGCAUGUAUUGAUUAUGUAUUGUAAGUGUUGUGUAAGUGUAAUGUAAGUGUUUAAGUGUUAAAAUGUGUUUUUUCAAGCCUAUUUACAGUCCUUUUAUUUUACAACCCUUUUUGGUGAGCAGUGUUUUUUGCCUUGGAACCCAGUUUUUUACCCAAUCUCUUUCUUAUUAUUGAAUCAUAAACACUGACCUUUACUGAAGCAGGUGAGGCCUGCUGUUCUUUAAAUGUUGUUCUGAGUUCUUUUGUUUGUGACUUCCUGGAUGAGUUGUUCAUGCCCUUUUGAAAUAAUUUUGGUCGGCCGGUAACUCCUGGGAAGGUUCACCAGUGUCCAUGUUUUUUACUCAAUGUGUGAAUAAUAGCUCUCACUGUGGUUCUCUGGAGUCCCAAAGCUUUAGAAAUGACUUUGUAACCUUUUCCAGACUGAUGAGUUUGUUUUCUCUUUGGGGCAUAAUGUGUUGUUUUUUGAGAUCUUUUAUCUGCUUCAUGUUGCCUGACAGGUUUUAUUUAAGUGAUUUCUUGAUUCUGCAGGUCUCCCAGUGAUCAGGCCUGGUUGUGGUUAGUAAAAUCAAACUCAACUUUCCAAAAAGUGUAAAGAGGGGCUGAACACCUUUGCAAGUCACACUUUUCAGAUUUUUAUUUGAUAAAAAAAUUGAUUGGCUAUGAAAUACAGUUAAGUUUGUAGUUGUAAGGUGACAAAAUGUGAAAAGAUUGAAGUUUAACUUUUGCAA